AUGCAUUUGCGGAAGCUCUUCGUCUUGGAAGUGCUGGCUCUGUCACCGGAGGAGUUUGAGAGCUUGGCGACCCAGCGUGGUAGCCGGUCUGCUCGGGCCUUGAAGGAGCACCUCACGUCGCUGACGGGGCAGACGUCUGUCUCCCUGAUUCCCCUUCAGGUGGUCCUGCCCUUGGAACUCGCCAGUGCCGGAGGGAAUGCUGAAAUCGUUCGGAUGCUGCUUGACGCCCGCGCAUCGGUCAAUGUGGGAGCAGACGCCCGAGUGACACCUUUGUUCUCUGCCUGCAGCGAGGGUCACGUCGAAACGGUGCGCUUGCUGGUCGAAUUCCGGGCCGACAUUAACGUUCCUGCUGCGAAUGGAUACACUCUGCUUCAUGAGGCGUGUUCAAAAGGGCGCUGUGACGUUGCGCGCUUCUUGAUCCAGGCUGGCGCGGACAAGGAUGCAACCAGCUCCGAUGGUCCUCCGUUGCACAUGGCCAUUGCCCUUGGCAACAUCGGAGCUGUGCGCGUCUUGCUGGAGGCUCGGGCAAACAUGGAGGCCGUCCCACCGCUUGGCACGUCCGCACUGGUUGCGGCCUGUGCAUCCGGGCAACUGCAGGCGACCGAGCUGCUCAUCCAACACCGAGCACAGCUCGACUUCGCAGAUGACCGAGGUCUCGUCCCCUUGCAUGUGGCUUGCUUUCUGGGCCACCUGGAAAUCGUUCGGGCCUUUGUCCACAGCAGGGCAAACCUGAACCUUGUGACAGGGGACGGCUUCUCCGCACUGGAUGCCGCCCGCACGCGUGAUCAUCAAGACGUCGUCGCUUUGCUCACCGAGGCGGGCCAGGCGACCAUGACCGACCGACAGCCCAAGCGAAGGCGCCGCAUGAAGGGGCCGCCCUAA
Molecule: messenger RNA, 882 nt
Organism: Symbiodinium natans
Lineage: Eukaryota; Dinophyceae; Suessiales; Symbiodiniaceae
Source: the annotation of a GenBank genome assembly